AUGCUGCGGGUGAUAUUUGUUGUUUUUGCCGCGUUAGUAACGCUGGCUUUGGCCCGAUCGGGCCCUCUCGAUGAAAUAAUUUCUAAAUUUGAUGAGAGUGUCAGGUUGACUCCGCGCUAUUCAAACAAUAUCCAAGAAGAUGCCCGUUUAAAUGUUCCAGAAUUGGUUACAAAAUACGGAUACCCAGUUGAAGUACACCAUGUAACAACUGAGGAUGGCUACAUCUUGGAAAUGCACCGAAUACCUCAUGGACGUGAUAAGAACAAUGUACCCAAUAAAAAUAAACCUGUUGUGAUUUUGCAACAUGGUCUGCUGUGCUCCUCUUCUGUGUGGGUCCUAAUGGGCCCAAGUACUGGUUUUGGAUACAUCCUAGCUGAAGAAGGUUAUGAUGUCUGGAUGGGGAACUUUCGUGGUAAUCUAUAUUCUCGUCGUCACCUUAGAUUAAAUCCUGAUUCGAGAUUCAACCUUGAUUUCUGGAGGUAUUCAUGGGAUGAACACGGCAACUACGACAUACCUGCUAUGAUUGACUAUGCACUGGCUCAUACUGGAAAGGAAAAGCUUCAUUAUAUUGGCCAUUCAAUGGGAACUACGAGCUUCUUUACAAUGGCGUCACUGCGUCCAGAGUAUAACGAGAAGAUUAUUUCCAUGCAGGCGCUUGCUCCUGUAGCUUACAUGGCUCAUAACCAUAAUUUACUACUGAAUGCCAUAGCACCUUUCGCUAACAACAUUGAGGCCAUUGGAGCCAUCAUCGGUUAUGGGGAGUUUUUAACAAGUAGAGACGUGUUCACUUGGGCUGGUCAGGCCUUGUGCAGGGAUGAGGCUGUUUUCCAACCAAUUUGUAGUAACAUGAUAUUCUUACUUGGCGGUUGGAACGAGGCACAACAUAAUGCGACUAUGAUGCCAGUUGUAAUGGGUCACAUGCCAGCUGGCGCAUCGGUUAGACAGUUAGCUCAUUAUGGCCAAGGUAUUUCCGGCAAUGAGUUCCGUCGUUACGACCAAGGAAGUUUAAUAGCCAAUCUGAGAGCCUACGGCAGAACAUCGCCACCUCCAUAUGAACUCAACAAGAUUACUGCACCAGUAUUCCUUCACUACUCAGACAACGAUCCUCUUGCUGAGAUCCCGGAUGUACUAAGGUUGUUCAGAGAACUUGGAAGACCCAUAGGACUGUUUCGAGUGCCGCUUGCCGAAUUUACCCACAUUGACUUCAUGUGGGCUAUUGACGUGAGAGAAUUGCUCUAUGACAGAGUGAUUCGUCUUAUGAAACAAGUGGAUAUAAGUGGUUUUAAUAGCAUUGAUGUUAGUCAAUUUUAA
This is a messenger RNA of Arctia plantaginis, 1311 nucleotides long. The record is from the annotation of a GenBank genome assembly. Lineage: Eukaryota; Metazoa; Arthropoda; Insecta; Lepidoptera; Erebidae.